Messenger RNA from Saprolegnia parasitica CBS 223.65, 2874 nucleotides. RefSeq lists its product as hypothetical. Lineage: Eukaryota; Oomycota; Saprolegniomycetes; Saprolegniales; Saprolegniaceae. The record is from RefSeq and is a predicted model, not a curated record. Gene Ontology annotation, molecular function: protein binding; calcium ion binding. The transcript has 8 exons. The coding region runs from base 1 to 2742 and encodes 913 amino acids.
AUGCAAGCCCGCGCCAGUGUCGUGACGGCCGACGUCGUCCAAGCCGCCAGUGAAGCCACGCCAGGGCUGUCGCUGCCGGCUGGUGUCCAGCUCUGGAAGUGCCUCGUCGAAGGCCUUUGCGACCAUGUUCAUCGACGCGUCCCCAUCCGCCUCGAACGCUUCCUUCAGUUCGAACCUCCGAGUAUCUUUGUCGAUGUCGCGUUUGCCAAGACGUCAGUGAGGCUAGCGCCACCGCUUAGCCUUGCCCAUGCGGCUCGGAUCCAACGUCUCGACGAGGAUUGUGUGGUGGCUUUUGUUGAUGCCGUCCUACAAGUGCUGACAGACGCCAUGGCGCGCGGCGAGGACAUACGCCUCGGCUUUCUUCCGCUUGGCGAGUGGCUCUGCGCCCAAGGCCGCGUGUCUUUUGCGUUUCAAAAGCAGUCGCUGGCGUUGACGCCGAGCAAAGGCAGCUGGUCCUCCAGCAGCCGGGCGUCCGAGGCGAUGUACGGCCGCCCCUCCUCCAACCAGAGCCGCCACGAUAUACGACCAGCGACGGCGAGCACCCGUGCGUCGGCCGUCAGCAAGGCCAUGUACGGUCGACCCGCCUCCAACCAGAGCACGCACGAUGUCCGGCCUGUGACAGCCUCCUCGUCGGUGGCGGCCAGUGCAAAAAUCAAGUCAGAACAAGCGUACUCGGCCCAUCCCUCCGACAACCAAAGCCGCCACGACAAGCGUCCUGGCACCGCCCAGACCCAGAAAAGUCGGGCGCCGAGUCAUGCAAGCAUCCCGUCGACCGGGCGUGGGGACCAUGCCGGUAUCCAUACGCUCAGUCGAACGAUGCGAGCGUUGGACGCCAACCGUGACGGUCGCUUGAGCCGCGACGAAUUGCAAUUUGGUCUCCGGGACUUUGGUGUCGACUGCUUGCCGGCGGAAAUCAAUGCCAUCAUGAGCGCGCUGGACCGUGACGGCGACGGGUCGAUUAGCUUUGAUGAGUUUCUCCUCGCACUGCGUGGUCCUAUCGCACCCGCGCGUCUUGCGAUGAUCAACCUCGCGUUCCGAAAGCUCGAUGUCAACGGUGAUGGCGUCGUUACCCUCGACGACGUCCGCGACCUCUACGACCCGUCCAAGCACCCGGCGUUCAUUAGCGGCGAGAAGGCGGCCGACGAUAUCCUUUGCGAGUUCAUGGCGCAGUGGGACACGGACGAGAAGGACGGUGUGAUCACACUCGCCGAGUUUGAGCACUACUACCAGAACGUGAGCGCGUCGAUCGACGACGAUGCGUACUUCGAGCUCAUGAUUCGGAAUGCGUGGCGCAUUUCCGGUGGCGUUGGCUGGUGCGCCAACUCGGCCAACAAGCGCGUGCUCCACGAAGACGCCGACGGCAACCAACGCGUCGUCGAAGCGACCGUGACGCCACGCCGCGCCCACGAAGAGAAGCAGGCCGACGCCUUUGCGACGCGACUUUCAGACCCGUUGGCGUACGUAAAGCACGCGCUUUUCGACCCGCCGUGCACCGUCGACGGCCUCGCCCACCGCCUUGGUGCCAACCGCGUCCUCGGCAGUGGGCAAGAGCGCGUGCAUCUAAAGGCCUUUGCCACGGCUUUGUGCAAGCGAGACAAGAUGCUCUCGUCCCGCGACGCCCUCGUGAUUGCCCGCGCCAUGGACGAUUCGGGGUCUCAAGUGAUCGACAUUCCGGCCCUGCACGCGCGGUUCACCUCUCGCUUUGGCGCACCGCCUCGUGCGACGGGCGUCCUUGCUGGCAACGUCCUCGAUCGACUCAAGGCCAAGAUCAUAGCACGCGGCGGCGCUGCUGGCAUCCACGCGGUGCAGCGAGUGAUGCGCAUCUGGGACGACGGCGGCGACGGCAAACUCACCAAGAACGAACUCAAAUCUGGCUUGGAAACCUACGGCAUUGAAAUUCAUUUGCACGACGUCGACCAGCUCAUGACGCUCCUCGAUACGGACCACAGCGGCUCUAUCAGCUUUGACGAACUCCUUACCGGACUUCGAGGCCAGCUCAACGACCGCCGCCGGGCGCUCGUGCAUCAAGCGUACAGCGUCCUCGACGUCGAUGGCGACGGACAAGUCACGAUCGACGACCUUCGCAAAGGCUUUGAUGUGACGCACCACCCCGAUGUGGUCGCCGGGCGCCUUACGCCACGCGAUGCUCUGGUGCAAUUUAUGCAGCACUGGGACCUCGAUGGCAACGGCACGGUCUCCUUGGCCGAGUUUGAGACGUACUAUCGCGGCAUUAGCGCGUCGAUCGACGGCGACGACUACUUUGAGCUCAUGAUGCGCAACGCGUGGCACCUCUCGGGGGGCACCGGCGCCUGCGCCAACUCGAGCAAUCGACGCGUGCUCGUCACGCACGCCGACGGCCACCAAACGAUUGAAGAGAUCAAAAAUGACAUCCGCGUGCGCAGUCGCCACGGCAUGCUCGACAACCUGGCGGCGCAGAACAUACACGCGACGUCAAUGACGACCAAGGGGUCGGGUCUGGAUUUGCGCGCCAAAAAGCCAUCCAAUCACGUGCCAACGCGGUCGGCGCGUGAAGACGCCCACGCCGCGACGUUGGCCGAGCGACACGCGGCGGCGACGCGAAUUCAGCGGCGCUUUCGCUGCUUCCGCGCGCAAAAGUUUGUGCGCGCCGUGCGACGAAAGAUGGCGGCCGCGCGGAUGCAAGCGCACACGACCGCCCGCGACGACGCCAAAGCCAAACCGGCGAUCCUGCGCCCCGCUUUGCGAACGUACCACGGCUUUUAGACGGUGUUGGAUGACAGACUGAAGUCGAUUGUACUCUCUCCGACGUAGUAUGUACACUAGUAUUCGUUGGGCCACACCAUCCACCCACCCUCAAGAGUCGGAUUGCGAGCCUGCUCCUGUCUUCUACUGCGA